Capsicum annuum is the source of this 2434-nucleotide messenger RNA. Its product is annotated as S-adenosylmethionine decarboxylase proenzyme. The record is from RefSeq and is a predicted model, not a curated record. Gene Ontology annotation, biological process: spermidine biosynthetic process; spermine biosynthetic process. Lineage: Eukaryota; Viridiplantae; Streptophyta; Magnoliopsida; Solanales; Solanaceae. Gene Ontology annotation, molecular function: adenosylmethionine decarboxylase activity. Gene Ontology annotation, cellular component: cytosol.
AGAUUAAGAAAUUAAAGAAAUUUUUGAACUUGUCGUCCUAAAUUAAAAUUAUGUCAAAUUUUCAUUAAAGUAUUCCUAAAAAGGAAAGGGGUCCAUUUCUUAUGGAAUUGGAUUAAAAAGGAAAGAUUAUUUUUUUUUAAAACGGAGCGAGUAUGUUUUAUUUGAACCGAGUCUUUUGUAGCCACCCCUAAAGGCACAACUUGUUUGAUAAUACUGGGCAUAUUGUUGAAAUUAUCGAACCUUUAGUAGAUGCUACUGUUUAAAUUUUUUUCUUUUUGGAAAAAAUAAAGACAUUUUUGUUAGUUAUAGAUAUAGAUUUAUUAUACAGUAUUUCUUUUCUUUAUGUUUUUUCUUAUGGGUAUUGUUGUUAUGAUUUACCAUCUGAAAUGCUAGUACCAUCUUUGGAUGGGAUUAUUGUAAUAAGCUUCAAAGAGGCUAUCCUUCUACCAUGGGUUGAUAGAAUUAGACCAGAUGUUAGGCAGCUGUUGUCUUCUAAGUAUAGAAAUAGCCAACUUACACACCAUAACAACAAUUAGUUGUUUGUAAGCCACAUAAAUCAGUUUCCUCUGUUUGAGGAGGAGUUAUUUGUAUUCAAUCGUAGUUCUUGAUCUAUUUUCUUGUUGUCUCCAUAAAUCUAUCAAAGGCCAAACUUUUCUUUUUUUUUUUUCUAAUCUAUCAAAGGCCAAACUUUUCAUAUUUUAUUUCUGACCAUCUUCUUUCUUUUAAUGCCCUAAGCAGGUAGGAAUCGAUGAACUAAUGGAGUCUAAAGGUGGGAAGAAGAAGUCUAGUAGUAGUUCCUUAUGUUACGAAGCUCCCCUAGGUUACACUAUUGAAGACGUUCGACCAAACGGAGGAAUCAAGAAAUUCAGAUCAGCUGCUUACUCCAACUGCACUCGCAAGCCAUCCUGAGAUUUCCCGUGAUCUAGAAUAAACCACCAGAGGUGGUUCUAAGUAGUUUUAGAAUUCUGUUUUUCUCAGCUUUUUUUCUUCAUCCCUCAUCCUCGUUACACGCUCCAAAAUUUAGUCCUUUCCGAACACACACUUUCAAGCAAGAUGGAUUUGCCGGUAUCUGCAAUUGGAUUUGAAGGUUAUGAAAAGCGACUUGAGAUUUUCUUUUUCGAGUUAGGAAACUCUUAUGGCCCUGGAUGUGGCCUACGGUCGCUCUCCAAAGAUCAGUUGGAUGAAAUUCUGACACCUGCUGCAUGCACCAUAGUGUCUUCAUUGGCUAAUGAUGAAGUUGACUCUUAUGUCCUUUCAGAGUCUAGCCUCUUUGUCUACUCUUACAAGAUCAUAAUCAAAACUUGUGGCACCACAAAACUGCUGCUCUCGAUCCCGCCCAUUCUUACGUCGGCUGACUCACUUGACCUGAAAGUGAAGUCUGUGAGGUACACUCGUGGUAGUUUCAUCUUUCCUGGGGCUCAACCAUACCCACAUCGUCACUUCUCCGAAGAAGUGGCCGUGCUUGACAGCUAUUUUGGUAAGCUUGGUGCAGGCAGCAGUGCAUAUGUGAUGGGUAGUGCUGAUAAACAACAGAACUGGCAUGUCUAUUCUGCUUCAGCUGAAUCUGCCGAUGCCAAUAAUGUGAAUCCAGUUUAUACACUGGAGAUGUGCAUGACUAACUUGGACAAGAAAAAGGCAUCCGUAUUUUUCAAGACUCAAUGUAGCACUGCUGCUGAGAUGACUGAACUUUCAGGCAUUCGGAAGAUUCUUCCAGAAUCAAACAUAUGCGAUUUUGAUUUUGAACCUUGUGGUUACUCAAUGAAUGCUGUUGAAGGCUCGGCAAUCUCCACGAUUCACAUAACACCCGAGGAUGGAUUCAGCUAUGCAAGUUUUGAAGCAGUGGGUUAUGAUUUCAGAGAGGUCAACUUAACUGCAAUGAUUGAGAGGGUGUUGUCCUGCUUCGGACCUGCUGAGUUUUCCGUGGCAUUACACUCUGACACUCCUGGGAAGGAACUUUAUACCGACUCGGGCCUGAACAUCAUCGGAUAUGUCUCUGGCGAAAAGACUACUGAAGUGCUUGGUGAGGGAGGAUCACUUACGUACCUCACAUUCAGCAGUGGUGGUAGCUGCGGCGGAUCCCCCAGAUCAAUCCUUAAUAACAGCUGUUGGAGUGAGAACGAGGAUGAGGAAAUGGAGAAGAUAUAUUAAUGAGAAAUAUGUCUAUUCUCUUUUUUAGUACGCAAUACUAUAGCUCUGGUAUAGAUAUCCAAGCAUGCAAAUAAUGUUUCUUUGUGGGUUCAUUACGUCUAGUACUAGUAUCAGUUUCUCGUAUUUUAAUUUAAUUCUGUGAUAUGUGUGGGAAUGAAAUAACUGUCUGCUGAGUCUAUGAAGCUUCUUAGCUUUAUAGCGUUUGUGGUAUUAUUAUUGAGUUGUCUGGUGUUGUGUAAUAAAACCUUUUGGGAGACUAUUAUAUGAAAUAUUGUCAUUGUCAAUA